CCAGGGAAUGUCAGGAAGACUCUGUCGAUCGCUUUGCACGAGAAUCUCGGGCGGUUCCUAUCAGUGCAAAUCAUCCAAACCGAGUCACGUGAUCUCAACUAAUCAUACCAAAUAUGGGCAUAACGUGGUACAUCACCCCACCAACAGACACUUCAAUUCCAACAGUACUGACUUUCCUGACACUCUCCCUAAUCUAAUGCAAAUAGAAAAACUGGUGGACUCUCCAGUCACAUUCCUAAGUAUAGAAUACCUGCAGAAUAACGAGAUAUUUUAUCUGAUGGAAAACAUUCAAAAGUUAAUCGGCACAAAACACCCCAUAGUUCAGUUCGGGGCACAAACGUUACUUGGGUCAACAGGUACGUUCAAAGUUCAGGGACUUAUAGCGUUGCUGUUAGCGCAGAUACUGAACGCCAGCUCGCACAGCACACUGCUUCUACGCGACCACACUGGAAUACUUCCCAAACAGAGACGGCUUGUUGAAGUGUGUGAAAUGAUAUCCACGGCCUUCUUUUUACACGAUAACAUCGUCAGUUUGGAUAAAGUAAAGCUGGACGCCCGGCCUAACAUCCAGAAAGGUAACAAGUUAUCACUGCUGUUUGGGGAUUAUUUCCUGGCCACAGCUUGUUCCCAGUUGGCUACAAUGGAGAAUCCCAGUGUUGUUAACUCUGUGUCUCGAGCUAUAGCCCACAAUGUCGAGGGAAGGUUCUGGUUAGAGACUAUAGAUCCGAGCGCUCCACCUACGCUGGAUGACUUGUUGAAUUACUGUAGCCUGCGUCAUGGCGCUCUGUUGUCCAGUUGUUGUUAUUCUGCUGCCCUCUUAUCAGGACUUGGUAUAGACACUGCCUUAUCAUUACAGAAGUUUGGGGACUACGUGGGGCAGGCCAUUCAUUUGAAAAGCGAGAUAUUUGCUACGGAAACUAGCAAUAUUGGUUCAGAGAGUUUGAGCUCGUACCCCUACAUCGCAGCUGUGAGGUACUUACAUGAACAAGGCAAAAUAGACUUGAUAGAUCCUAUUUCUGGGCUGAAUGAGGAGAAGGUUAAAAAGAUUAUAAACUUGGGAUAUGGCCUGGAUUUGACAGCGGAACAGUGCGAAGUGUAUUGUAAUAAAGCUCUGGAAUCAUUAAAACAGUUAAACUCUAAUGACAAAUUAACACAGAAUUUAGCUAAAGUUGUUAUGGAUAUUAAAUCUGCUAAACCUGUUUAUACUGCGUAAUGAUUUUUGCUGUUUUCUUUAAUAUGAUCAGUUUGUGUUAU
This is a messenger RNA of Bolinopsis microptera, 1254 nucleotides long. RefSeq names its product all trans-polyprenyl-diphosphate synthase PDSS2-like. The record is from RefSeq and is a predicted model, not a curated record. Bases 8 to 1213 code for a protein of 401 amino acids. Gene Ontology annotation, cellular component: transferase complex; mitochondrion. Gene Ontology annotation, biological process: ubiquinone biosynthetic process; isoprenoid biosynthetic process. NCBI's taxonomy places the organism in Eukaryota, Metazoa, Ctenophora, Tentaculata, Lobata, Bolinopsidae. The transcript has a single exon. Gene Ontology annotation, molecular function: prenyltransferase activity.